CAUAGCCACAUCCCUGUAUUUGUUCGUUUAGACUUUCAAAAAGCGCUACUGUGUCUACCUUCACUUUACUUGCGUUUUACAUUUCAUAUAAAGCGGUUUAAAAGUUGGAUAUAUAUACUUGAAAAUAAUAUGGAUAUUUCUAUGGCAGAACUUAAACGAACACACAGACGUGAGAGUUACAGAUGGAUCUUUCUUUUGAUUGCUACAGCAGUGACAAUGAUUGAUUUUGGUCUUGUGUUUUCUUUCGGUGCCAUGUUUGUUACAAUGAUGGAGACCUUUAAUACAGAUCGCGCUGCAACAGCAACUGUACAGUCCAUUCUUACUGGAGUCACACUAGGCUUUGGUGCCGUCAGUGGAGUCAUCAUAUCUAAAGUAGGACUACCAAUAGCAACGUUUCUAGCGAGCGUGAUGGUUUCAUUGGGGUUUUGCUUAUUAUUCUUUGCUAAAGAGGUUGUAAUUAUCUGUCUCACUAUCGGACUUGUCUCUGGUAUAGGUAUAUCUUUGGCAUACAUCAGUUGUGUCGUGGCUAUUGACCGUGACUUUUCUGCAUCCCAAAGGACCUUAUGCUUAUCGAUACUGAACACUUCGUAUGUUGCUGCUUCUAUUGCGUAUCCAUAUUGUUUAGAAUAGUUAACAGAACAAUAUGGUCUAAAAGUGACCUUUCUAAUUCUUGGCGGAUUCACUCUAAACACAAUAGUUUUAUUUGUAAUGUGUUUUAUAAAUAGAGAUAAAUCCAAAAAUAACAAAACAUUUCCUCGUAAUGACUAUGAAAUUGAUUACUAUGUUUUAUUAAAGAAAACAGAGCCCUUCAAAUUCUUACGAUACAGGAUAUCGAAUAAAUUUCUUAAUUUUAAGAAAUAUUUGUCAACACCCUAUCUUUUCAUACUUGUUGCAACUGGAAUUUUACUCAGUUCUUUAGAUGGAUAUUUAGCCCUGAUGCUUGACAUUGCUUUAUGGAAACAGAUUGAUUAUUCAAGUGCACUGCUGUCUUUUGUGAUAUAUUCAAGUUUUUCUGCCGGUUCGUAUCUUGUUCCUGGUAAUUAAAACAAAAGAAAGGAAUAACCUCUUGCGUAUAUCCUGUAUUUUCAUCCCUGGUCGGAGCUAUAGGUCAGAUGAUUAUAUAUUUUGAAAAUGAUCAUAUUACAUUCAUGACUGGAACUUCUCUGGUUGGUGUUGGGUGUGGUGGAAUAGUGUCGUCUUCAAUGAAUGCAGCUGUAAAAAUAGUAGAGAAAGAAUUUGUGCCUGUCGCAAUCGGAUUACUUUUUACUAUCGAAGGAUUGCUUGCAAUAGGUACCGGACCUUUGUUUGGUUGGAUAAGAGAUACAACUGAUUCCUACGGAAGUGUUCUUAUAACAAUGAUGACUGUAGAUGGAGUUUCUGCUGUCCUGUACAUGUUAGCGUGGAUAUUCCGAAGUCUUGACAAAAAUAAGGCUAAACAAAUAAUAUUCAACUUACAGAAAGUCCAGAAAGAAAUAUGAACGACGCUCUGUUGGUUUGAGUUCAAAAUGCAACAUUUUAUGUACUGGUAUUUCCCCAGUUGAGUUAUUUACUUUAAUGUGAGUUGCAAAAUAAAAGGAUGUCAGUUUUCAUUUUUAUAUAUGAAAUUUCAAUUUAAUUUUUAGUCAGGAAGAGUUUCAAAACUAAAGAUCUAAAACUAAAUGUAUUGAUCAUACGCGGCUUUUCAUUGAAUUGCACACUAGUGUAUCAUUGCAGAUUCCAUGUACAUCGCCGUACGAACACAUACAUUUGUAGAUGUCUUUUAUUAUUUUUUUGUACUUGGUACAUUUGUAAAUGUUGAGUUCUGCUCAACCCGGGGCUAGAGGGCACGGACGGUAGCAUGCAUUUCCACUUCCGUCCAUGAAUAUAUCCCUUUUUGUCGUGUUGAGCGACAUGCGGAGUUAAACCCCUCGAACUAAAUAUUGAUUUCAGAACAAGGGAAAUUAAGAUCAAAGUUGCUAAUGUAUAUUUAAAAAAAAUACUAAUGAAAAAAAGGAUUUGGAAAUACAUGUAUAUGGGAAAAGCAAUCUGAAAUGAACAGAAAAUGAUUAAAGAUCAAUAUUUACAAUAAUGGAAUGAUUUAAUAUCAAAACCAACUAGUAGUUAUAACCAUAAAUUAUUUAAAGACAAAUUUGAAAUAAACAGGUAUUUUUACUCCCUUCCUAAUUAUUUAUGUAAAAUUAUAACAGCCUUUCCAACAAGAAAUUAUAGACUGACAGGUGUUCCAUCAUCUGAAUGGAAAUGUUUUCUUUGUAGCCUUAACGAACUUAGAGAUGAAUUUCAUUAUUUACUUUCUUGUUAUUUCUUUAUUGAUCAAAGAAAACAACGUGUUAAACAAUAAUCCAAAUGUUAUAAAAUUCUAACAGCUGUUGAACACUGAAAACAAAUAUGAAUUUAUUCGACAAUGUACAUUUUUUAUAAUAUUUAGUAUGAAAACUGUAAGAAAUAACCAUUAACAAUAUCCAAAUGUAAUUUUUUUAAUUUCAUUAAAUAUAUGAAUACUUCUCUCUAUUUCAACUUUAAUCGUUACAAUGCUAUGUUAGAUUAUUGUGUUAAUACUUGUUCCAUUUUUAUGUUGUGUUCAUUUACUCUGCUUGAAUCAUUAUUAUGCUAUGUUUGUAUUUUAUGCUAGAAUUAAGACUGUACUAUGUUUUGUUUACCAUAUUUAUUCUAGAAUUAUUACUAUGCUAAGUUUUUACCAUAUUUAUACUAGAAUUAAUACUGUGCUAUGUUUGUUUAAAAUAUUGAUAUAUUGAUGCUAGAAUUAAUACUAUGCUAUGUUGUUUACCAUAUUUAUGCUAGAAUGAAUACUGUGUUAUGUUUGUUUACCAUAUUUAUGCUAGAAAUAAUGCUUUGCUACUUUUGUUUAAAAUAUUUAUGCUACAAUUAAUACAGUAACUAUGCUAUGUUUGUUUACCAUUAUAUAUGCUAAAAUAAAUACUAUGCUAUGUUUUCCUUUACCAUAUUUAUGCUAGAAUUAAUACUAUGCUGUGUUUGUAUAUCAUAUUUCUGCUAUAAUUAUUACUAUGACAUGUCUGUUAAUCACUCGUAUGAUAGAAUCAUUAUAAUAUGCUAUACAAUGUAUUUGAUAAUUGCAUUUAAGCUUGAAUUAUUAUCAUGCUACGUUUAUUUACCGUAUCAAUGCUACAAAUCUUAUUGUGAUAUAUUUGAUCUCUUCUUUACAGCAUUAAUGCUGGAAACAUUAUAUAAUGUUUGUUUAUAACAACACUGAUAUUUCAUAUAAACUUUAGUCUGCUCACUACUAUAAUGUUGAUGGGAGACUAUGUGUAAAUUUCACUAUAAUUAUAACAUUACUGUUACCAAGCUACACUAAAACCAAUGAGUCACCAUUGCUGUUUACCAAUUUUUAAUCACAUUGUUAGAUAUCUGUUAGAUAGAUCUAGAGACUAGGUACAUUAGCAAUAAGCAAUGUUUCAAGACUUUAUGUUUUAAACAUUUUAGUUCCUUAAAUGAAAAAUCUAAAAUACUCACAAACUAGCUGUCAGUGUCACAACCAUGAUUCUUGUACCAAACGUCUUAACCGGCAUAGACUUUAAAUUCGUUCUAAGAAUUAAGAACAUAUUACAGUGACAGCAAGCUACUGUACACUACACAAAACACGAGGCACUUAACAAGAAACUUAAAUACACAUUUUUGACUGCAUAUUUUGAGAAAAAAAAAACACAUUACCACUUAACAGUAAGUAUCAUCAAUUUCUUUUGAAACAGCGUAGUAAGACCAUUUUAAAGGACAAGGAAGGUCUCACAAUAAGUUAAUUUCAUAUGAAAGCCAUCCUCAAGCCUUUCAUAACGCUGAAAGAUUUUUUUAAAAUCGGACCACUAUUAAAAAAGGUAUGUGUCAGGAUACGAGUUAUAUGACCCAAGGUGACUAUGUUUUAGACUAGCUGACAAACAAUAUAGAAUGUCCUUUGUUAAAACGUAUAGCUGGUGAGACCAAAUAUCUCAUAUAUAAAUUUUCCUCUGGCUACCUUGCCUAAAUGAUUCGUGUACCAAUGAUUCGUAAAUGAUUUUCAAGUAUGAGCUAGAUAAUUUCAGGGAUCAGGCAAAUCACUAAAUGUUUCAAACUAACACUCUUCAAUUCAAUUAAUAGUGAUUAGCUCAAAUUCCUAUAGGCUGAAGACUCUCUACUUGACUGUCAGAAAAUGUCUUUGAAUCAGCAACAUACGAUUCCUAUCGUAUAGAUGCUCGGCCUCUGUCCUCUUAAUUGAAGUUGCAACUCUAUAUAAUUGCCCUGACUCCUGGAUGCCCAGCGCCUAUAUGCUAUCACAUGUAGCAUUUACCUACCAUAUAGGUAUAUCCCCGAUGCCUUGGCUGUACUUCGCCAAUAAAGCUGAACCGUCUAUAAGCUGGAACUCUCCUACUCUCAGUAGAUUACCAAACUCUGGGUCUCUGUCUCAGCUUUCCGAUGUUCAGCCUAUAUUUGUUGUAGUCUAUAGCAUUCAACUACCAUAAAUGUAAAACUCCUAUGCGCUGGCCCUAUAACUCGAAACCUUGUUGAAAUUCUGCAACUCUUCUUUAGUCUAUGAACUUCAAACUUCUUCUUUUUUAAUAAUUUAUCCGCCCUGACAGGGUAGUUGCAAUAACCUCCUUCUCAAGGUACUGGGAUAAAUUAUUAGUUGAAUCCUCGAUGUGUCUUCUUCGAUCGCUGGAUACCGCUCUGUCAUCCAUCUACCUAUUUAUACCUCAGCAGACGUGCUAUUUUUAGAACUUGUUUCUGAUUGGUCCAAAUUUAAACAUAGCGUUUUACAACGAGUACUUGCUCUAUCAAAUAUUUGGUUCCCUUUAACUUUUGUAUAUGACAUAAUGUGUGAUGCUGGGAUCCAGCUAUCUACAUAAUGAACCAAAAUCAGCCAUAAAUGACCCAAAUUCUAUUAUUUACAUUAAUUCAACAAUAAUUAUAGCAAUGAGAACAUGAAAAGGGGGUCAAGCACUUAUCUGUGCUUAUGUGUUAUGCUAUCAAUAUAUUAAAUAUACAAAUUAUUCUGACAAAUAGCCCCCUUCUCAAGAAAAUACUUUCAGUUUUUCAAAAACUUAAGGAAUAAUUUGUAUUCAAAAUCUCCUUUUCUUUUUACUAUUUCUCUAUAUUCAUAAAUCAUAUAUCACUGCUAUCACUAACAUACAUUCAGCAAUAUACUGAUUAAAUAUGUAUCAAAGAUCAAACAUCUCUAAAAGACUCAACAUAAAGUAUAUGAUUUCAAGAAUAUUAUACAACGUUCAUCUUCUGACCUUUUUAUUUUACUAUCAUCAUGAAUGAUAUUCAUUUGUUUCUCUGAUCGUAAGAGUACUUGUCAUCUUUUCUGUUGACGUAAUAAUUGUUAUCACCAAAA
Messenger RNA from Mercenaria mercenaria, 5344 nucleotides. Its product is annotated as monocarboxylate transporter 7-like. The coding region runs from base 130 to 630 and encodes 166 amino acids. Lineage: Eukaryota; Metazoa; Mollusca; Bivalvia; Venerida; Veneridae. The transcript has 5 exons. The record is from RefSeq and is a predicted model, not a curated record. Gene Ontology annotation, molecular function: monocarboxylic acid transmembrane transporter activity. Gene Ontology annotation, biological process: monocarboxylic acid transport.